AUGACAUCCUCAGUAAUGAGCAUCCGACGGCUCGUGAGAAAGGGCAGCCGCGCGACAAGCGCUCUUCUUUGGAAGAAUGGACCAAGUCGAAACUGCCCAUCACCUGCCGACAACGACGAUGACACUGAACGUCAAAAAAACGAGUUUACAGGGCGUUUGAAGGGCAAAGGACAACAGGUGGUGAGUCACUGUCAGUCAAACUUUCCAGGGGAUCACAUUAAGUCAACCCGGAAAACUGUGGCUAUGGAGCGGCAAGACAACGAAACUUUUGGAUUUGAUAUUAAGACACACUGCGUUCAGGACACAGACUCUGCUGUGCGGUCUCUGUACAGCUUUGUGAGCUCGGUGAAGGAGCAAAGCCCUGCAGAGAGAGCCGGACUCAAGGCUGGUGACAUCAUCAUUUCCAUUAAUGACAUUUGCACAGAAGGUUACAGUCAUCAGCAAAUCAUUGAACUGGUUCAAAACUCUGCUUCUCUCCUAAAAAUGGACACAAUGAGUGGAGACACAGUGAAGCAGCUGGAGCUUAAACACAAAUUAAGACUUUUACAGUGGCAGCUAAGACAGAAACGGGAAGCGCUGAGCGCACUGCGCUCGCAGGAAGAACGUCUCACACGAGGAAACCGGAGUGGAACAGAAAGCGAUAACUCAUCCGAGUCCCUCACAUCGCUCCUCUCCACUGUGGGCGGAGCUCGGGAGUGUCCCCGUACCCCACGUACACCGAGCAUGAUCAGUAGCAGCAGUAACAGGAGCAGCGGGAGCCUGGGGACGAUGAACAGCGAGGACAGCGACUCCCUCAGCUGUGCGUUUGAGGAGCUCAACCUUUUCUCUCCCUUCAGCGCCUCCAGCGAAGACUCCGGCACUUUCUUCUCCUCCAGCGAGUCCUUCGCCGUGUCCUCCUUCGACUCUCCCUCACGGAGCCGGGCUGCGUUCGGCACCAAACGGGUCAGCAUACGCAGGAACCUCAUGAGACUCCUCCCGUGGAUUCAGUGGUUCUUGGUUCAGUGGUUCAUCCAGUGGUUCUUGGAUGAAUGGAGAAGUGGAGGAGAGAAGAGCCAAGCCCUUGAGGACCAAGUUCCACGAACAUGUUACAGAGGAACUUCCAGGGACCAUGAUGAGGUGGAGUAG
This is a messenger RNA of Chanos chanos (milkfish), 1125 nucleotides long. RefSeq names its product cytohesin-interacting protein-like. The record is from RefSeq and is a predicted model, not a curated record. NCBI's taxonomy places the organism in Eukaryota, Metazoa, Chordata, Actinopteri, Gonorynchiformes, Chanidae. Bases 1 to 1125 code for a protein of 374 amino acids. Gene Ontology annotation, molecular function: protein binding. The transcript is spliced from 9 exons.